Messenger RNA from Varanus komodoensis (Komodo dragon), 851 nucleotides. It is a transcript of the gene TMEM70, whose product is annotated as transmembrane protein 70. The transcript is spliced from 3 exons. Gene Ontology annotation, cellular component: mitochondrial membrane. The record is from RefSeq and is a predicted model, not a curated record. Lineage: Eukaryota; Metazoa; Chordata; Lepidosauria; Squamata; Varanidae. The coding region runs from base 36 to 836 and encodes 266 amino acids. Gene Ontology annotation, biological process: mitochondrial proton-transporting ATP synthase complex assembly.
GCGCUCCGCCCUAGGCAGGAGCGGGGCCGCGGAAGAUGCUGCUCGCGGCCGGCGUGGGGGCCCGGCCGGAGGCCGUGGUGGCGCGUGCGCCCUGCCUGCGGCUGUGGUUGCGCGGCGCCGCGAGAGGUUGCUCGGCCCAGCGGGGGGCGGCGGCGGCGGCAAAGGGGGCAGCCCCGGGUCGGAGCCUGCAGUCGGCUUUGCGCUGCAGGCUGCGGCCGCGGGGAGGUUGGCCCGCAGCCUCCGGUUCCCUCCCUGAAAUGCUGGGACAUGGAAGGGUUCCGUUUUCCUGUGUGGAGUCUCUUUGCUGUUUCAGCACAUCACCUCUUCCUGAAAAUUCUGAAUACGGCAGAUUAGUUUAUCGUGGAAAUUUGGCAAAAGCAGUAUUAGGUGCGAAGUUUGUUUCUUAUUUUGCCAGCAUUUGUAGCCUUUCCAUGAUGCCUACAAUCCUCUUCAAAACUGACUCAGGUGUUGACGGCCAUCUCCUUGACAUUGCCUCUGGUGUCAUUGCAGGAGUCUUUACAAUAAUAAUACCAGUUGUCCUGCAUACAUUUACCAAGGGCUACAUAAUCCGGUUGUACCACAAGGCUGAAACGGACACUUACACAGCUAUUACAUAUAAUGUUAUUUUGGCAGAAAAGAAAACUGUGUUCCAUCAAAAGGAUGUGAAGGUUCCAGACAUCAGCUUGAUGUUCACAACAUUCUAUGCAAAAACAAAAUCUAUGCUUGUUAAUCCAUUGCGUUUUGAAUACCCACAAGACUAUAACCAUCUUAUGGGUUAUGACAAACCCUUCCCUUUUGACCUGGACAAACCAAGGGAAUCCACCGAAAACAAAUAAAAUUCUUACUUGCCA